UUAUUUAAGUAUACUUCUACGGCAGAGUACAUCCAGAUAAUAAUGUAGAUAAUAAUAAAUGAAAACAAUAUUAUUACCUAUUACCGUCUACCGACAAUACCGUAGUCUAUCGAACUUAGCAAUAAUUAAAAUAUCGAUGUUUUUUAUGUGAAAAUUGUUAAAAUAACUAAUUACUAAUUAGUAAGUUGGGUACUAUUGGAUAUCACUUACUACUAUCGUUUUUAUCUUUGUAUAGCAUUUUCAUACAAUAUAAUAUCUGUAUAUUUUAAUUCAAAAAAUACCAUUAUGAGUUUUAGCCGUGUUUCAUGUCGAUUUCUAAAAAACACUUUUAGAAUACAGAACAAUAUUAGAUUUUUUAGCUGCACUAAUCACCAAGCAAUGAGAUUUGUUCAAUACAGAGAUGGCUGUGAUCGAGGUUUGGGUGUUCAGCUGGAUGGUGGUGAAUCAAUAGUGAGCUUAAAUAGUACUGAUUCAAUUAUUCCCGUUGAUAUGGUAUCGUUUUUACACAGUGAAUACUCAAUUGAAAGAAUUGAAAAGAUAGUUAAAGAAAAAAAGAAAGUCUUGCAGUUGAAUCAGGUUGAGUUGUUACCAUGUAUUACUAAACCAGAUAAAGUUAUAUGUGUAGGAUUGAAUUAUAAAGGACACUGUGAUGAACAAAAUAAACCAUAUCCCAUAGAGCCAUUUUUUUUUUCAAAAUUCCCAAGUACAAUUAUUGGCCCAAAUGAUGCUGUAAAGCAUUCAUCAAAAUCAAAAGCAUUAGAUUGGGAAGUAGAAAUGGCUGUAGUCAUUGGAAAUACAUGUAAAAAUGUUAGUGUUGAUGAUGCAUACAAAUAUGUAUUUGGAUACACUAUUGCUCAAGAUAUAUCAGCAAGAGAUUGGCAGAAAACUAGAAACAAUGGACAAUGGUUGAUUGCAAAAAGUAUGGAUACAUUUUGCCCUUUGGGAUCUGUUUUGGUACAUAAAAAUGAAAUUCCUGAUCCACAUUUAUUACAAAUAAAAUGUUCAAUUAAUGGUGUCAUGAAGCAAAGUGGUUCAACUGAAGAACUAAUUCACAGAGUUGAUAAAUUAGUUUCAUUUUUGUCAAAUUUGAUCACAUUAUUGCCAGGAGACAUUAUUCUUACUGGAACACCUAGUGGAGUUGGCGUAUUUCGAGAACCAAAAGAAUUUUUAAAAGUUGGAGAUGUCAUCGAAAGUGAAAUAUCAAGUAUUGGUAAAAUGAAAAAUCCAGUAAUUGCAGAUAAAUAAUAUUUAAAACUAUUAUUAGUAUCUGUUUAAAUGUUAU
Molecule: messenger RNA, 1282 nt
Organism: Melanaphis sacchari
Lineage: Eukaryota; Metazoa; Arthropoda; Insecta; Hemiptera; Aphididae
Product: fumarylacetoacetate hydrolase domain-containing protein 2-like
Exons: 7
Coding region: 286-1245 (319 amino acids)
Molecular function (GO): hydro-lyase activity
Source: RefSeq, a predicted model, not a curated record